ACACAUUCAACGACCACUUCAAAGAGCUCUGUGUGCCCGUCUUGCAUGUCUACAUUUCUCAUGACGCCCAAAAGAACUACAAGGUCCAAGCAGCAGCUUAUCGUCCCAGUAAUCUCGAAAUUCCACCGUCAUGUACUACUAUGGGCACAGAAACCGCCCUCCACUUCGAGACGCCGUCCUCAUUUCCGCUCUGCGGAGAAACCGGGAUUGGAGACGAAAGACCGCAUGAGUUCAUAAACUCGGUAAGUUGAAUAGCACUGUGGGGGGAGGUAGGUUCAUGGCGCAGCCUACUACAUCCUACUACAUCCUGCCAUCCGCAUGGACAAUGUUCGUCCGGCGCCAUAGCAUCACCGAACUUUCCAGCGCAAGUAUACCUACCUAAGUUAUAGUCGGGCGUCCAAUUGGCGGAGGAAACCAUGGGCUCCGAGUCCAGGCUGAAGAUGCACAGUGGGCAUCUACUGGCCCACGACACAACAAACCCAUCUCAAACAACACCAACAUCUUACAACAACUUGAACCGACCUGGACAGAACAAUACCAGCAACAAGACGCUGCUCCGCGGCACAGCCAGUCUAAUCAUAUGGGGCAGCGUCGACGGGACAGCCGUUGACGAAGAAGCCCUCAACGCAUGGUGGACCAACGAACAUCUCCCUGAACGCCUCGCCAUUCCCGGCUUCCUACGGACGCGUCGAUACUACGCACACUCACACUCCGAAUCCCAAUCAUCAUCAUCUUCAUCUCACUAUCUCGUAUGGUACGAAGUAUCAUCUCUAGAGACACUCACGUCGUCGGCCUACACGUCGGCUCUCGACGACCCAACCCCGAACACAAAACACUUUAUGCCGUUACUGGCAUCGAUGAACAGGUCGGCUUGUCGACUCGUUUAUUCUACGACAAGGCCUGAAUUACUCGUCAACACAGGCGCCGGUGGCACACUCGCCCAUAUCGUCUUCCAACCCCCAUUUUCUCUCGUUCAACGACAAGAACUCCGCUCAUGGAUCAUCGACUCAGCUUGGUCAGCCGUUCUGGCGCCGUACCAUGCGUGCCUGGCCCUGCAUUUCUUCGAGCAUGAUGAACAUGCUACCCGCGCGGGAAGUUCUACAAAGUCGUACCAGGCGGUGCGGUUUCAGGAGGAUCAGUCGCAAACACGCGGUGCGUCUGGACGUACUAUUACUGAAGACAACACUACUACUUCUACUACUACUCCUCCUCCUCCUCCUAAUAGUACCACUACUAGUACUAGUGGUGGUCGGUGGAUGCUAAUGCUCGAAUUCGCCGAACCGCUGGGAGCAUCGUUUGGAAAGGCACAAGUGAUUACUGAUUCGAUAGUGCGGCAUCUCCAGGCUUUGCAUGCAGAUAAUGUCCAUGCGCGGCUGUAUGGCCUUAUUUGUGCGCUGGCUGUAUGAAUAUGGAAUUUGUAAGUGCCAAUAAGACCAUACAGCCGCUCCGGGUCACCGUACCGUGCUCAACUUCAGGCAUGGGCACAGUCAGGAGAGGGUCAAGCGAACGCGUGGUUUUGUUUUUUUCGGCGGCCGUGGAAUAUCAAGCUUUAGAGGAGAAAAAGGGUCCUUCAGAAGUUUGGCAUCUGAUAAGUGUGGUGGAAUGUAGACGGCCAUCAUUCCGGAAAGAGAACAUAAUGAACCAUCAUUUUCGGGGCUCACUACUAUUCGUUGUUUGCUUUUGGUCAUGGUCUCUUCAUUAACAUAUCAGACAUUGUUACAGGAGGCUCCUCUAUCGCUUUUGGAUCCUCAUCUCGUACCGAUCACUUCCAGCGGCAGCUGGACACCAUGUCAUCCAUAUGUAGUGUGCUACAAUCAGCCCUCGCUCAGCGCACUGGUGUCGAUCUUGAAGGUUUCGAUCUCGUUCAGAUAGUCCGGAUCUAUGAGGUGAUUUUGUUAGUCCCUGCUUGUGCAUCGCAUCACUGCAAGGGGUGGGGGCAACAUGAACCUACCAGUUUUGUUCUCGAUAAUAAACUUUUGCA
Molecule: messenger RNA, 1981 nt
Organism: Exophiala dermatitidis NIH/UT8656
Lineage: Eukaryota; Fungi; Ascomycota; Eurotiomycetes; Chaetothyriales; Herpotrichiellaceae
Exons: 1
Coding region: 417-1406 (329 amino acids)
Source: RefSeq, a predicted model, not a curated record